This is a messenger RNA of Lacerta agilis (Sand lizard), 1925 nucleotides long. It is a transcript of the gene CERKL, whose product is annotated as ceramide kinase like. Gene Ontology annotation, molecular function: kinase activity. NCBI's taxonomy places the organism in Eukaryota, Metazoa, Chordata, Lepidosauria, Squamata, Lacertidae. The transcript has 13 exons. The record is from RefSeq and is a predicted model, not a curated record. The coding region runs from base 1 to 1698 and encodes 565 amino acids.
AUGCACCGCCCCGGGAGGAGGAUAGCCUGGGCCGCCGAGAGCCCGGAGGACCCUUUAGGGGUGGCGGCAGCAGCAGCAGCGGGUUCUGGGUGGAAGGGAAGCGACGGCGCCCGCUCCCCCCGCUCCUCUUCCUCGACGGAGGAGGAGGAGGAGAAGGGAGCAAAGGGGGCGACCCCGGAGCGGGAGGCGGAGGCGGGGGACGAAGGCGAGCAGCCCCUCCUGAGGGGGAUUUUUGGCGUCGGCAAGAGGAGCUGCGACGUGGUGCUCAGCGCGCAGAGGCUCAGCUGGAGCCCCAUCCAGCCCGAGAGGCCCGUAGGUGCUUCCAGUGUGGGCUUGACAAAUGAAGAGGAAUAUGUCGAAAUGGAAGAUGUAUUUUCCGUAAAACUGAAACGCCGUCGUUUUGUUGGGCAGCAAAAAGGUGGCUUAUUAUUAGGUAUCACAGUUUUUGUCUGCCUGAAGAAAGAAGGAAACAAACUUAAGGACUCUGUCAUCAAUUUAAGUAAUUUAAGUGAGGACCAUUGUUACCUGUGGUUUAAGCGUUUGAAGGAAAUUUUGAAUGGUUUUCCGAAUAGGCCAAAGUCAUUAAAAGUGUUUGUCAAUCCAAAUAGUCAUAGAAAAGAGGCUUCUCGCAUUUAUCACGAACAAGUUGCACCUCUCUUUAAGCUUGCUGACAUCAAGGCUGACGUUACAGUUACAGAAUAUGAAGGACAUGCUCUUGAAUUACUUAAGGAAUGUGAUCUGACGUCAUUUCAUGGGGUGGUUUGCAUUGGUGGAGAUGGGACUGCCCAUGAAGUUGCUCAUGGACUUCUGCUUAGAGCCCAGAUGGAUGCCAGGAGGGAUGGUGAUGACAUAAUUGCACCAGUUAGAGCACAAGUUCCUCUUGGAAUAAUACCAGCAGGUUCUACAAAUAUUUUGGCAUAUACUGUGAAUGGCAUUCAACACACAGUAACUGCAACACUGCACAUAAUAAUGGGGCAUGUACAGUCAGUGGAUGUGUGCACUUUUAGUAGUCCAACCAAGCUACUUCGCUUUGGGUUUUCAUCAAUGUUUGGGUUUGGAUCAAGGGCUCUGGCUUUGGCUGAAAAGCAUCGUUGGAUGCCAUCAAGUCAGCGAAAAGAUUUUGCUGUGCUCAAGACACUGGCAAGUCUGAAACCAGAAUAUUGUGAAUUAUCAUUUCUACCUUUGGAGCAAGAUGCUCAGGAGGAGGAUAAAAAGCAGCAAAAGAGACUUAAAUCUGACAGCAGGGAUCACUGGCGCAGAAUCCAGGGUCACUUCCUGAACGUGAGUAUUAUGGCAAUCCCUUGCCUCUGCUCAAUGGCACCAAGAGGCUUGGCACCUAAUACCAGAUUGGAUGAUGGAAGCAUUGCGCUUAUUGUUGUGCGAAACACUUCUCGUUCGGAGUUUGUUAGGCACCUGAAAAGAUAUGCUAGUGUGAAAAACCAGUUCAAUUUUCCAUUUGUUGAAGCUUUCAUUGUUGAAGAGGUAAAAGUCCAAUCAAGAACUAGAAAGGAACACAUCACUAGAGACAACUUGAAUUCCAUAGAUCCUGAAGAAAAGAACUACCCAUGGAAUAUAGAUGGAGAUUUAAUGGAAUGGCCAUCGGAUGUUUGUGUCCGGGUACAUCCCCGAUUAAUUAAUCUAUAUGGCAAGAGUGUUGAUGCAGUGGAUAAUCCAAAAGGAUCAUGCAGCUGUCUUUAGAAAACAUUUAGGAAGAGAAAUUAUGGAUUUUGCUGCUAAAUCGAACAACUCAGUUGUAUAGGAUAUGACUGAUGCAGAUUGAAACCCAAGCUUGGAUGAGGCAAAUCCCCAACACAUACUUAUUUCUGCAGGAAAACCGAAUGAUUUUUAUAUACUUGAUCGACAUUUUUCAGAGACUGAGAAGAGGUGCUGCAGGGAUAUGCUGCACAGGUAAGGAAGGUGUGGGA